Acanthoscelides obtectus is the source of this 4441-nucleotide messenger RNA. The record is from the annotation of a GenBank genome assembly. NCBI's taxonomy places the organism in Eukaryota, Metazoa, Arthropoda, Insecta, Coleoptera, Chrysomelidae.
GUCACAUUAAUCAUGCAUUUGACAAUGUCAAAUCUAAUGCCAAAAGAGCGGAAAAAUAUCAAUUUGAUUAACUUUAAUUUAUGAUAAGUGUGAUAAGAUACUGGAUCAUUUAUUUUGUCGCGAGUUCGCCUGAUAAGCUAGAACAUAUAGAAACUCUCGGAACAAUGAUUUGAUUAUUUUCCUCACAUAAUUUUAUCGUUAGAGGUUAUCCAUUUGAAUUUGAAUAUUUACCUUGAACAGCUAAAGAACAAAUUUUUGGCAAUCAUGGGAGAUGUUAAAAAAGCAUUGAAAGAAGCUGCAAUUCAAAUUGGAUCAGGUGGUUCUGCAGCUGUCUCCACCCUCAGUUUGAGUUUAUUGUUGGUUACGUUCAGCUGAACUUAUGCUGGAUUGCUAAUGUCGACUUUGGGCUAAGCCGAUCCUUAAUUUCAAUAUGAUUGUUGUACCAGAUCUGCUUAAAGCUUGAAUGGAACUAGUCAGAUUAAUUAAAGUCUAGAGUUCCUUCACAAGAUGGAUUUUCUAAGUUAAAAUGCUUUGUAGAGGUUUGCAUUAUGCACCCCCUGGAUUUGGUAAAGACACGAUUACAAAUACAGUCGAAUGUGUACAGUAAAAAUGAUCCACAGAGCUAUAAAGGCAUACUGGACUGCUUUGCCAAAAUGUACAAACAUGAAGGAUUGUUUUCCUUCUGGAAAGGGAUCAUUCCACCUAUCCUUGCUGAAACACCUAAGAGGGCCGUAAAAUUUUUCACCUUUGAGCAGUACAAGCAGCUUUUUAUGUUUGGCUCGUCACAACCCACGCCACUGGUAUGUUGUUAUUACAGUUAUUACUCUAGCUUAUUGAAUUGAACCCAGUCAGUAUAUUUACUAGAAGCUGUAGUAAUUUUAUGUUUAUGAAGAGUGUUUUGGAAAUAAAGAUCUACAUGUUUUAGUGUGUAAAAAAGGGUUUACAAAUAAGGAGUUGGAGAAACCGUUAUCCAGUAUAUUGUUUCCUAGUGAGUGCAUGCCUUCAAAUAAAUGGUCAGAUGUAACAAAACCUUAUGGUAACACAUAACAAAUAUCAUAAGCUGGCUCAGAUUUGCCAGAUUUAUGUCCGACAGUAACGAUUUGGCUUUUCUGAUCCUUUAGAGCUUUAGACCUCUAAAACCAACAGUUUGGACAUACAAAGGGCGUCCCAAUAUGUUACGAAUGUCAGGAUUUUGUUUUUAAAUAAAUCAACAAUUUUGGGUAAAAUAGUAUGAUGUUUUGGAUUGAGACUGUAGAAAUAUUAGAGUUUUAUUUUACAAAUUAUGCUCUUCAAAUGACCCUCUCAGCAGUUUCUACGGAUGACCACUCUUCAACUAAAAUUUUCAUUUUGAUAACUUUUUGACACAAUUGCCCUUGAUAAAUCUGCACAGAAAAUGUCAAGGAGGGUUAAGUUGUGUGCUCCUGUCCGCCACUUCUAGAAGUGACGCGGAAAACGUAUCUGUGACGAUUUUCUUAGUACGUUUGCUUAGUUCUGAUACAUACCCUACCAGUUAUUUUAACAAACUUUGAAAAGCUUCGACUAGACCUAGACUUUUUCAAAUUUAUGUUCUCCACAGGGUGUCCUGACAAUUGUGCUUUCAUUUCCGUUUGGAAUACCAAAGCUAAUUUCUAUCAAAACGCAGCUCAGAUAGAAAGAUACAUUGAGGACGACAGCGAAGAUCUGAGUACACUCGCGGAGUACCGAUAUGAUCUUGAAGAUGCUCAUACCAAAUAAUCGAUAACUACGAUAUUGCUCUAACAAUGUAGCAAUUUCGGUUUUGUCCAGUGCGGUUUGCUUAUAAACUGGACACCAUGCGUCGCCUGGUUUGGAUACUGACGCACAUACUCUUAGUACAUCAUACUUUUUGACGAAGGAGAGGGGAGUGUGGCGGGAUCGUAUUAAUUCAUUUAUUGCUUUUUGGAACCUAAUAUCUCGGUUAUCUUAAGCUUUAGUAUGUAUAAUACUGAAAAAACAGGCUUACUAUUGCCUGGCCUAUACGUCCCAACUUUAUUAGGAUUAAAAAAAAAACUAUAUUAAGUUUAUUAUUUUUAGUUAUACUCAGUCGCGACUGUGGAUUCUUUAGGUAAUCAACAUUACGCAGGGCAUGCGUGUUUAUUUAUGCAGAGGCUUCAGUUAUUGUCUAGAUUUCGGUGCUCAUAACGUAGGAAAUAUAACCUGACGGAAGUGGUUAUACGAGGGGGGUCUGAAUAGUUUUCGACCUCAACGUAAAGACGGCAGCAGCCGCAAAUAAAAGCUAGUGAAUUCCGUUGUUCAUCUGCUGUCAGUUACUCACCAAAGUUUCUGCCAUUUUGGGUGCGCAGGUGUUAUGUAACAGUCGUUUGAGUGAGUUGAUGCGAGUGUUUUUGUGAAAAUGGACGAAAUCGAGUACCGAGCUGUCAUUAAAUGUUUGAUUUUGAAUGACAAUACGCUUACGCAAAUCAAAGAUGAGUUGUAUUCUGUGUAGUGGGCUCUGCACCAUGAUUUGUGACAGUGAAAUUUUGGGGUGCUGAACUUAAACGUGUUCGAAUGAACAUUUCAAACGCUCUGUGGGCGCAGUUUAAGCGCAAUAAAUCCAAGUUUUGGCGCCGAUUAGUUACUGUAGAUGAAACUUGGAUACACCAUUAUACGCUCCAAACAAAAAUACAGUACAAACAGUGGACUGCAAAGGGGGAACCGGCUGGAAAGUGAAAGUGUUUUUUGGGAUAGUCAUGGAGUUAUUUUAAACGAUUAUCUUGAAAAAGAAAAAACCAUUACAGGAGCAUACUACGCAUCAUUACUUGACAAGCUGAAGGCAGAGCUUGCGGAAAAACGGCCACGUUUGCAGAAAAAGUAAAUCCUGUUUCACCAAGACAAUGCACCGUCUCACACCUCAGCGAUUGCCAUGGCGGAAAUUCACGAAUAACGGUUUGAACUGCUUGACCAACCGCCUUACUCACCAGAUCUAGCCCCUAACGACUUCUUUUUCUUCCUUCAUCUAAAAAUUACGCUCGAAGGACAGAGAUUUUCGUCACAUUAUUUUGCAGAGAAAAACGCCAAGUACUAUUUGGACGGGUUACAGAGAUGGGAGCAUCGCUGGGAGAAGUGUGUAGAGUUACAAAGAGACUAUGUUGAAAAAUAAAAAAAAAAUCGAAAAUCUUUGUUAGGUCGGAAACUUUUCAGACCACCCUCGUAGCUGUAUGUUUUUAAACGAUCCAUAAUUAAACAACCUGGUCUCUAAAUGACACAUGAGCAAUUUAAGGGAAAUUCCACUAAAAAUUAUAUUCUGAAGUUCCUAUUGGGAUAUCCCUCAUUCACCAUAUUUGCUUGCCAUAGAAACCAUAAAAGGUAAAUAUAUAGGUAUAGUUUGUAAUAUAAAAUAUUUUCUAUCUCUUUAGACCUUCUCACUAGCUGGACUAGGAGCAGGUGUGACAGAAGCAAUUUUGGUGAACCCGUUUGAAGUUGUGAAGGUUACAAUGCAGGCUAAUAAAGCUAGAAGUAAAGAUGCACCUAGUACAUGGAUUGUAACAAAAGAUAUAGUGUCCAAAGGUGGAUUGGGUUCAAGAGGCUUGAAUAAAGGUGUCACAGCAACGAUAGCUAGAAACGGAGUGUUCAAUAUGUUUUACUUUGGAUUCUAUCAUUCAGUUAAGGGAUAUUUACCAGAAUAUCAGAACCCUUGGCAUGAGUUUUUCCGAAAAGUGAGCAUAGGAUUUGUAUCUGGUACCUUAGCCUCUUGUGUAAAUAUUCCAUUUGAUGUAGCAAAGUCUAGAAUACAAGGACCGCAGCCUAUUCCUGGAAAAAUCAAAUAUAGGGGAACUCUGAAUUCUAUGGCGAUUGUCUACAGAGAAGAAGGCUUUCGUGCACUUUAUAAAGGUCUGCUACCGAAAGUAAUGAGACUAGGACCUGGAGGUGCCAUCAUGCUGGUGGUCUAUGACUACAUGCAUACAUAUCUUACUGCCAGAUUUGCCUGAUUUUGUAUACAUAGUAUAAAACAGUUUUUGUUGGAAAUUUAUGUUGGAGUAAAAAGAAUCAUGUAAUGGUGAGGAUGAGUUCAAAUGUUUUAUCAUUAAAACUAAAUAUUGGCCAGUAAGUUUCUAGAAAAAGCAACGGUUAAUGUAUAAUUGGUUGAAUUGUGCUCAAAUUUUGACUAUAUUGUUCCAAAAUGUAUACAGUUCAUUUAGCUCCAAAGCAGACCUCGAAUGUUUCAUGAAGGAAAUUCAGCUUUCCUUGAAGUUAUUUUAAAGUUACCUUUAAAAACGUUUUCUAUUUUUAUAUGCUUGACAUAUACUAUUUUUAAAAUGUAUUGAAUUCAGUUUUGCUGAUUUACAAGUGUAAAGGUGUGUAUAUUUGAUUAUUUUUAUGUUUGAAAACAUAGGUGAUACGCAAAAGGUGUACUGUUUAUUUAUGGAAAUAUUUUACAUUGAUAUAUUUUACUAUUUGUGUUUCGAUUAAAUGUUUCGUUUAA